GCUGUCACGUGAGCGGCGGUAGGCGGAAGUGAAGGAGCUUCCGCCAUGCAGCGGCAGGACAGCAGUGAUGACAUUGAGGAUGUGUCUCUCUUUGAUGCAGAUGAUGAUUUAUCCAGAAGAUCAAAGAAGUCAAAAAUAAGGCACCCAAUUGCAUCAUUUUUCCACUUAUUCUUCCGGGUCAGUGCCAUAGUUGUGUAUCUGCUCUGUGAGCUCCUAACCAGCAGCUUUAUUGCCUGCAUGGUGACAAUUAUCCUCCUCCUGUCCUGUGACUUUUGGGCUGUAAAGAAUGUCACAGGGAGGCUGCUGGUUGGGCUUCGCUGGUGGAACCAGGUGGAUGAUGAUGGGAGGAGUCACUGGGUAUUUGAGGCCAGGAAGGUGUCAGCACAAGGCAAGAAAACCUCCUCAGAAGCAGAGUCCCGAAUUUUCUGGCUGGGUCUCAUUACCUGCCCGAUGAUCUGGGUCAUCUUUGCUUUCAGUGCUCUCUUUUCUUUCAAAGUGAAAUGGUUGGCAGUGGUUGGGAUGGGAGUGGUGCUGCAGGGAGCCAACCUCUAUGGCUAUGUCAGGUGUAAAGUUGGCAGCAGAAAGAACUUGACCAGCAUGGCCACCAGCUACCUGGGGAAGCAGCUCCUCAGGCAGACUGUGGCUAAAGAGGACCAGGCAGCAUCCUGAGUGUGGUGGAAGCCUCAGGCCAGGCUGGAUUCACAGGGGUGGAUGACAGAAUGUUUCUUUGACCAUGAGAUUUGGGAGCUGCACAUGGGAGGUGGGAGUUAAGAGAAGUAAAUAAAUUGUGAGAGGCUUCAGGCUGACACUCCUAGCAACUCCUAUUCCAUUUUCCACUAGCAGUUUGUGUUUAAGUCCAUUCUUUUGUUUGAUUAUUUAGAAUUAAUUUGCCUAAACUUUACAUUAAAACUCAUCCUAGGUGGCUCUCAUACAAGCUUAGAACUACUGGGUGAAUUAAGGUAAGAUUGCUGGACAUCCUUAAGAAAAAACCCAUGCCCAAGCUGAGCCUGCUGUUACCCAAGAGCUCCCCCAGCUUCCCCAGCAGUUGGUGCUUCACAGUUUGUGUGGACAUCACUGAGUUUUGUCCUUGGAGGUCCUUGCUGCCUCUGGGCAGAAGUUCAGGAGUUCUCUUCUGGCUUCCUUCAUUCUCCUGUGCUGUGAAGUGCCCUGAGGUGGCUGCAGGGAGGGACACCUGAAGGAGGUGUUGCUGUUGGCUUAGUGGAUAAAUUCCUGAAGUCUCAGAACCUGCAGAAAGGGACAUCCAAGCAGCUCUGGUCUUUUAUUUAUCUGAAGCAUCCUUGGAGGUCUCAGUGACACCUCAGACCCUGGGAUUUGCAGGGAGCCCAACUUCUCCCUGGGCCUGCAGCUCUAUGGGGAGCAGAGGAGUAAAACCAAGGCUGCAGAGCAGAGCAGAGCAGGUGCCUCCCUGAGGUGUAGGAAUGGGACCAGCAGGGUUUUCCCUUGAAUCCAGGCAGUGUGCUGUCCUAAAGCUCUGCCCCCAGGGAGCCCCCGGGCUGGACCAAAAGCCUUUUGUAGGAUGCUGAGGUGUCCCCUUGGUGUGUUUGGUGUGAAAGGUGUGUGGCAGGGGUCACCCCUCCUUGCCAGCUAACCUGGGGGCAGAUGGUGCUUUCCUAGCAGCAGGUGCUGUAAGCUUGGGCUGAGGAAUGUUAAAUGAAGAAUGUGUUUUGGUUUUUUUUUUUUUUUCCUGAAUUCUGGGUAUUUGUAAUUUGUGAGAUGGUGUGAACACAGAUUUUCUCUCCCUGUACUCUGGCAAUACUUGGGAGCUGUACAUUUGUUUAACUCUUUGGAUCAAUACCUUCCUUUUGUAAAUAUGUAUUUAUAGAAUCUUGUAAUUAAAACAACAGCUUUGUUUACCCAG
Molecule: messenger RNA, 1879 nt
Organism: Calypte anna (Anna's hummingbird)
Lineage: Eukaryota; Metazoa; Chordata; Aves; Apodiformes; Trochilidae
Product: Golgi apparatus membrane protein TVP23 homolog B
Exons: 7
Coding region: 46-669 (207 amino acids)
Biological process (GO): protein secretion; vesicle-mediated transport
Cellular component (GO): Golgi membrane
Source: RefSeq, a predicted model, not a curated record